This is a messenger RNA of Meleagris gallopavo (turkey), 1003 nucleotides long. The record is from RefSeq and is a predicted model, not a curated record. NCBI's taxonomy places the organism in Eukaryota, Metazoa, Chordata, Aves, Galliformes, Phasianidae.
GAGCUAUAGAAGACCAUGAAUUAGUGAUGGAAGUCCAGUCAAACUGGGGGAUGGAAGAGGAAAACAAAUUUUAUUUUAGAAAAAAUUAUGUCAAAUAUGAAUUUUUUAAAAAUCCGGUGAGUUUUUUUCCUGAUCAUAUGAUAUCUUUUUCAAGUGAGACCAAUGCAGCUGUAAAACACUCUGGGAUAUUACAGAUGUUCCUAAGCUCCAGCACGUAUCCUGAGAUUCAUGGUUAUUUACAUGCAAAAGAGCAGGGAAAAAAAUCAUGGAAAAAAUUAUACUUUGUUUUGAGAAGAUCUGGCCUUUAUUUUUCCACUAAAGGUACAUCUAAGGAGCCAAGGCAUCUGCAGUUUUUCUGUGAAUUCAGCAAUAGUGAUAUAUACAUGUUUUUGACAGGCAAAAAGAUUUCUGGAGCACCAACAAGCUAUGGAUUCUGCUUUAAGCCUAACAAAUCAGGAGGAACCAGAGACCUGAAACAACUCUGUGCGGAUGAUGAACAAAGUAGGACCUGUUGGAUGACAGCAAUAAGGUUGUUUAAGUAUGGCGUGCAGCUGUAUCAGAAUUUCACGCAACCAUAUCAAGGUAGAAGUGGCUGCAGCCCUUUGAGUAUGACACCUAUGGUAUGUCCCACAUAGCUCCAUGAGUAAAUACAUUGUUUCUGUAAUGAUGCUAUUUUAAAGUGACUUUUGUCAGUAACACUACUGACCUAAUCCUGCAAAUUUUAAAUGUGUUUUGCAUGUGUGAAAUCUUUAGGGACAUCAGGGUAGAUGAGAGAACUAAUUAAUUAAUUUACUUAUUUGAUACAAGUUGGACAGUUCAGACCAGUUAGCAGGCUUUUCUCUUUUGUCAAAUAUUCAGUAUUUGGGGAGUUUAUUGGAUUAUUAUCACUAUCAAAGAGGAUUUUAAAAAAGUAGCAGAACUAUAAAUGCAUUAAAAACAAAUCAAGUGUUGAAGGUUACACAUAUUGUAAAUGAUGAAUAAAAAACCUUUAGAAACUCUUUUU